Carassius auratus (goldfish) is the source of this 2020-nucleotide messenger RNA. RefSeq lists its product as uncharacterized. The coding region runs from base 725 to 1339 and encodes 204 amino acids. Lineage: Eukaryota; Metazoa; Chordata; Actinopteri; Cypriniformes; Cyprinidae. The transcript has 2 exons. The record is from RefSeq and is a predicted model, not a curated record.
GGGAAUCCAACUCUUUAACGGUGUAAAAAACUCAGUAUGCAUGAAACAGCAUUUCACCCCCCCUUUAACUGUUACUGGCCUACUUGCCACUGCAUGCUUAAAACAAUUAUAUCCUAUACAUUACCUUAUGUAAUGUUGACAAAUUAUAUAUCACUCAAAAGCUUAUGAACUCCAGAUUCAGCCUUUGAAAACCAUUUUGAAAUCGGACCUUGCUUUAGCAUAAAAAUGGUACUCUGUGACCCCCCGUUUUUUAAAUGGGCAUUAAAGUGCACUAUCCAAACUUAAAUUGCUGUAAUUUAUGAACACUUUGGAAUAUAAACCUAAAGGCCAGCAUUUUUCAACACGUUUUUUGUGUUCACACCCAAGCGAUUUUUGCUGACGAUGAGCCGAGUGAACAUGCAAAUUCAUUCCCUGACAUUAGAUGGCGCUUAAUGUAAAACAGAAAUACCCCUGCACACAAGGUGGCGCUGCGCAACUUUACGCUUCUUAAACUCGCUUUACACUCAGAAGAAGAGAGCAAGUAUUUACACGCUUGUCAGAAUCAUACAAAGAAAACAUGAAUAUUUCAAGCACCAGUAGCUCCAGUUCCAGUUCCAGCGAUGAAUAAAUUGUUGUUUUGUUGAAUGAGCAAAGACGCCGGAAAAGACGCCGAUUUUGGGUACAUCCCAUAGUUACAAGAAGAGAAGAACAUGGGGAGUUUUAUCGACUGGUACAAGAGCUGAAAAUGUAUCAUGAGCGUUUUCGGGGAUAUUUUAGAAUGUCCGUCAGUGAGUUGGAAAAUUUACUUCAACAACUGGUUCCCUCGCUGACGAAAGAACAGACACACUACCGUAAACCAAUCGACCCAGAACAGCGUUUGGCCGUGGGUUUACGUUUUCUAAACACUGGGGACUCGUACCGCACUAUUGCGUCCAGCUUUCGACUUGGUGUGUCAACUGUGGCUUCGAUAGUGAGUGAAACCUGUGAUGCAUUGUGGCACUGCCUCAGAGAUGAACAUUUGCCAGUGCCUACUGAAGAGAUGUGGAGGAGUACAGCCAGGAGAUUCCAUGAAAGAUGGAAUUUCCCUAACUGCUUGGGAGCCAUGGAUGGGAAACACAUAUUCAUCCAGGCCCCUGCAAACUCUGGUUCUCUAUACUUUAAUUAUAAAGGUACAUUCUCCGUUGUAUUGCUGGCCUUAGUUGAUGCAGAUUACCGCUUCCUGGUGGUUGAUUUGGAGAGCUAUGGCAGCAACAGUGAUGGAGGAAUCUUUGCCAAUUCUGUACUGGGAAAGGCACUCAGAGAUGGAACUCUGAAUGUUCCCCCACCAAGUGAACUUCCAGUUAACCAUGGGAAAAGUUAACCAUGUCAUUGUGGCGGAUGAAGCUUUUCCACUGAAACCAUAUCUCCUCCGGCCAUACCCUGGACGCCGCCUCCCCACAGACAAGAGAAUUUUCAAUUAUCGUUUGUCUCGGGCACGGCGCAUCUCUGAAAAUGUAUUUGGCAUCCUCAGUCAAUGCUUCCGGGUUUUCCAAAGAACUUUUCCAAAGAACUUUACAGGUUCAACCAAGUGUUGUUGACAAAGUUGUCAAAGCUACUUGUGCAUUGUGCAAUUAUUUGCGCCCGAACGGAAAUGACCAGAAUCGUGCCACAGAGGAUGACCAUGAUUGUGAGCAACCACUACAAGACAUUGAACAUUGUAGGGGGCAGCGGGCAUCUGUGGAGGCCCAAAAUGUCCGAGAACUGUACAAAGAGUACUUCAACUCACCAGCAGGAGAAGUUGCUUGGCAGUAUGACCAUGUGAACCAUGCUCUGGGGAACAGAUAAUAUCAACCUAUAAAUUUGAGCCAUUUUAAUUACAUUUUCCAUUGUGAAAACCGCUAGUGUAUGUGUAUAUAUACAAUUUCUGUGAACUUGAAUACACUAUCAAAUCUAUUGCAUCUGAUUCUUCAUUAAUUAAUAUGGCAGCACUCACCACAGCAAAUUAAAUAUUUUUGAUAUAACAUGUUCUAUCAAAGUUAAAGUAUAGUUUUUUUUUGCAAAA